AUGCUUACCUCCUUUGCUGGUUUAGUUUGCUUUUCGUGCUGCGCCGCACAGGUGGGACAGUCGGACCAGCAAGAACUUGAACUAGAGAUCUUCGAAAUCGAAACCGAACUGGCGAGACUCCGCGAAGCCGGUGGCGGAUACCGACGGGAGGUAUGUGAUGAUCCCCAGGCUGGCUUCGGCUACGCACUUGACGUGCAGCGCGGUGAGUUGGUAUGUCGGCUGAAGAAGACGAGCACCUACUUCGACCGGAACCAAAGCCUGUUGUGGUUCGACAGUUUCUCAGUGCUUCCCACCCUCAACUUGGCCCUCCCGCUGGUUUGGGGAGAGGCCAAGAAGAAAAUAGCCGUUCUUAAGGGAUGGGUGAGGGUGACAGACAUUACUUCAAUGGAAAAUGCCCUCAGUAUUACUCAAGACAAUGCGACAGGUGGCUCUGCGGCCGACAAUGCAACAGAGACCCGACUACAGCGCGUGCAUCAACCAGCAAGCAGUAUCGCUUCAGGCGCGUCUACAGUGGCUACAGCUGGCUAUCCGCCGCCAGCAGUGUUGAUUGCACCUCCUAUGCACCGCUGGAUGGAAGAAGUGGUGGUUGCGCACGUUUACGUCUUGACAGCGCGAAACCUGCAAAAUGUAGACGCAAUAGGAAUGAGCGAUCCAUACUUAAAACUGCAGCUCGGACAGCAGGUUGUUGUCUCUGACCGAGUGUUUGACGGCAACUGCAAUCCGAAUUUCUACGAGCACUUUGUCUUCCGCGUGCUGAUACCUGGACCUGCCGUUCUGAAGAUAAUUGUCAUGGACAAAGGGGAUGUGCUGCAGAGCGAUUCUCCACUAGGAACAGUUUCUGUCGACCUAGAAGAGCGCCCUGUGGUUGGACCGGGAAAAAAGACAUACGUCCCGCCUCUGCACUAUUUUCCGAUUGAGUUUCAGUCUCUCCAGACAGGGGAAGGUGACGGAGAGCUUGGCUUAUCACAGGGCACUCUUCGGUACUUUAUAGACUUGCACGGCGAGACGGAUCCGUAUGAAGAGCUCUCCAUUGCCCACUUGGGCACUGAGGAGGAAUUUGAGUUGCGGUUCAUCGUCUGGAAUGUGGAGAACAUAAACGUGUUCAAAGGAUCUUCGGGGGAGCGUAACGAUCUAAAAGUUCGAGUUGAACUGUUUAUGACGGACUUCGAAUUGGCAGAUUUGUAUGAGAGUUUCGACACGGAUGUCCAUUUCUUCUCAAAGCGUACGGCAACGUUUAACUGGCGUAUUCUGAAACGGGUCAAACUACCCCUGGCUUCUCUGAACGUCAAGCUGACUCUCGUGGAUAUCAACGCCCCUGCAGCUGACAACGCCCUCUACAAUCCAGAGACGCUUAGUCUCGACUCAAUGGCACUAACUGCUAUUACUCGGUAUCGCCAAGACCAAAAGGCGAUUGGACCCGUUGACUUCGACGUUAUAUUCCACGAACCACUGGGGGCCGGCAUGCUCCUUUCUGGCCCCACGACGCUUCACUGCACCGUCGCGCUGCUUCACAAGAAGGAAGCGGAUGCCCAGCCAGUGGGACCGGGUCGAGCUGCGCCGGAGCCCCUGGCGGAACCUACAGACCGCCCGUCACCCAACAUGAUGUUGACUGAUCCCGUGGGCUAUUUAACAUUAGUUAUUGGGAAGCAGACGUGCGCCCUUAUACAGGCAACCUCACUCGGGUGCUGCAUGCUUACAGUCCUCCUGCUUAUCGUUCUGAUCGCGGCUAUCAUCAUUAUUGCGGUUCGCAUUUGA
Messenger RNA from Eimeria mitis, 1755 nucleotides. Its product is annotated as C2 domain-containing protein, putative. The transcript is spliced from 11 exons. The record is from RefSeq and is a predicted model, not a curated record. NCBI's taxonomy places the organism in Eukaryota, Apicomplexa, Conoidasida, Eucoccidiorida, Eimeriidae. Gene Ontology annotation, biological process: plasma membrane organization. The coding region runs from base 1 to 1755 and encodes 584 amino acids.